CCAACUACAAGGGCAAAGUGGAACUAACAACUAUGCUAUGUUCUACAGGGGUGAUUCCACAAGACAUACUGAACAUGGUCUCCUCAUUUUGACCCCCGUACUCACAGUGGGAUGGUCCGAAGGGACAGCUCUUUCAUGUAACCUCAUUUCAGCUCCACUCAACUGGACCGGUGGUCGAAGGUAUAAAAGAUGUCUCCACUUGAAUCGCUCAGUCUCCUCGUCCUGGGACUUAGCCUGGGAAUGGCACAAAGCUUAGUAUCAAUGAAAUGUGAAGAGAUAUCGAAGAUUUGCAAUGGCAAUCUUUGUUGCAUCCCGGGACAAAAUGGGCUUCCAGGCCAAAAUGGGAGAGAUGGGCUGCCAGGACUGCCAGGACUGAAAGGAGAGAAAGGAGAGAGUCUGAGGGGAAUUCAAGGUCCCCCAGGAAAAGCAGGGCCUCAGGGGCCAGCCGGUCCAGAGGGGCCAAAAGGUUUAAAAGGAGACGUGGGAGAAUGUCCAGUCAACCAGGAUCUGCUGACAAAUCUACAGGGAGAAAUCCAGGCUCUUCAGUCCGAAUUGAACAGAAUAAAAAAAUUUUUGAUCUUCAUCAAGGGCAAAAGAGUCGGAACCAAGCAAUAUGUGUCUAGGGACGAAGAGACUACUUUUGCCAAUGUGAAAGUGCUGUGUGAGGAAAUCAAUGCCGCCGUUGCCUUGCCCAAAAAUGCAGAGGAGAACCGGGCUAUUCAAGCCUUAGCCAUGAAGAAGAAAGCUUUCCUCGGCAUGACUGACGAAAAGACUGAAGGGAAGUAUCUCUCUAUGACAGGGGAGAAGGUGACAUACACAAAUUGGAAAUCUGGAGAACCCAAUAAUUUAGGGGGCAAGGAAAACUGUGUGAUAAUUCUGGAAGAUGGUGAAUGGAAUGAUGUACCCUGCUCGUACUCCCAUGGCAUAACAGUCUGUGAAUUUCCAGCCUAAGGGUGUGGAUUGUUCCGAUUCCACGGAUUAAAAGUUGUGAGACUUGGAUCUUGGAACCUAUUUGCCAUUCCUUGUAUUGAAAAAUAAUUAGUUAUUGAUUUUUCACAUGAAGGAGAACUGUGAUAAUCCUUCAUAGUUACAUUACUAAUUAAAAUGUACACUUGAACGCAUGGAAAGAAUCAGACAGAGAAUUAAGAGGAAUCAUUCACAUUCACCUUCCAAACUCUGGUUACCUGGAAAUGUGUUAGCUGGGCAAUUUCAUACAAGCAGCCAUUUUGGAUCACACAUAUUAACUAGCUAUCCUGGCAUAGAGGAGUGGAAGGAAAGAAAGAAUACCCAGUCAUCUAACAUCAGUCAGAAUUAGAAUGGGCUUCCUAUGUUGAGUUCAUAGAAGAAAACUAAAUAAUGAUUGGUCUUUCAUAAAUUUAGAAGCAAAUACAAGAAAGCUGAGAAAUA
Messenger RNA from Ornithorhynchus anatinus (platypus), 1407 nucleotides. It is a transcript of the gene MBL2, whose product is annotated as mannose binding lectin 2. Bases 190 to 951 code for a protein of 253 amino acids. Gene Ontology annotation, cellular component: multivesicular body; rough endoplasmic reticulum. The transcript is spliced from 5 exons. Gene Ontology annotation, biological process: surfactant homeostasis; positive regulation of phagocytosis. The record is from RefSeq and is a predicted model, not a curated record. NCBI's taxonomy places the organism in Eukaryota, Metazoa, Chordata, Mammalia, Monotremata, Ornithorhynchidae.